This is a messenger RNA of Cephus cinctus (wheat stem sawfly), 853 nucleotides long. It is a transcript of the gene boca, whose product is annotated as LDLR chaperone boca. Gene Ontology annotation, biological process: protein folding. The transcript has 5 exons. The coding region runs from base 214 to 825 and encodes 203 amino acids. NCBI's taxonomy places the organism in Eukaryota, Metazoa, Arthropoda, Insecta, Hymenoptera, Cephidae. The record is from RefSeq and is a predicted model, not a curated record.
AGGCAAUGGUCACUAAACUCUGCUUCCAGACUCGCCGCUGCGUUUCAGCGCUAUGUUUUUCGUAUCGCCUAAAACCGUAGCGUUGUGCAUCUCCCUCUUCAUCUCUGUCCAGACAAACCUAUUGAUCAUCAUUUCGUUGAUACAUCAUCGUCCAGAAUAAAAUCCCUAGUGUUAGCAUUCUAACCUUAAAAAUAAUCGGUUUCGUGUUAAAAAAUGAAGACGUUCAUGAUUUUUUUAAGCAUCUUUUUGUUGUUAAAUACAAAUUUCAUAAAUGAAUCUACAGCGACAACACAGAAAUCAUGGCGUGACAAGGAUAUAACUGAUAUGAACGAUGCAGAUUUGGAACACUUAUUGGAAGAAUGGGAGAAAGACGAUGAACCCCUAGAACCAGAUGAACUUCCAGAACAUCUUAGACCAAGUCCUAAGAUAGAUUUAUCACAGAUAGAUAUGUCAAAUCCUGAUAAUGUGUUAAAAAUGACCAAAAAAGGAAAGGGUGUAAUGAUGUUUGUUGAUGUCUUAGAAGAGCUUUCAGAGGAAGAAGCUGACGUUGUAAUGAAAAUAUGGCAGAGCAGUCUCCAUAAUAAUCACAUCAUAGCAGAAAGGUAUCCUAUUGAUAAAAAGAGGUCUGUGUACUUAUUCCCGGAAGGCUCGCAAGCCAUUGAUGCUAAAAAUUAUUUGAUAGAACAACCUGAAUUAUCACAUAUUACUUUAGAAGGUCAAAUGUAUCAUGGCAAAAAUUCCAAAGCAAAGACAGCCGACACUGGAGCACAAAAUGUACUAAACACUAAACCUAAGAAAAAAAAUAAAAAGAAAUCUGAAUUGUAAAUUUAUUAAAGAAAAUGUUUCUGUAAUA